Messenger RNA from Camellia sinensis, 990 nucleotides. RefSeq names its product prefoldin 6 (gene PFD6). Gene Ontology annotation, molecular function: protein-folding chaperone binding. NCBI's taxonomy places the organism in Eukaryota, Viridiplantae, Streptophyta, Magnoliopsida, Ericales, Theaceae. The record is from RefSeq and is a predicted model, not a curated record. Gene Ontology annotation, cellular component: prefoldin complex; cytoplasm. Gene Ontology annotation, biological process: chaperone-mediated protein complex assembly; protein folding.
CUCAGAAGUGUCGCUCCAACUGCAUAAAUCUCAUUCACCAACUCCAAAAAAAACCCAAAAGGUCAGAGACAGAGAGACCCGAUCGAAGUAAAAUGGGUUCGUCGAGUGCUAUGCGAGAGCUGCAGCGAGAACUCGAGUCCAAAGGCAACGAUCUCAGCAAACUCCAGAAAGAUAUCGCAAAGAACCAUCAGGUCAGAAAGAAGUACACCAUCCAGCUCGGCGAAAACGAGCUUGUCCUCAAGGAGCUGGAUUUGUUGAAUGAAGAUGCGAAUGUGUACAAAUUGAUAGGACCUGUACUCGUGAAGCAGGAUUUAGCAGAGGCCAAUGCGAAUGUCCGCAAGCGAAUUGAUUACAUUUCUGCUGAAUUGAAACGUUUGGAUGCAACUCUACAAGAUCUAGAAGAAAAACAAAAUAGUAAGAAAGAUGCGAUUUUAAAGUUGCAGCAAAGAAUUCAAUCUCUCCAGACCGGAAAAGCAAAGGCAUAAAUGCCCUCUACUGGUUUGUGUCUUGCCUAGUUAGUAACAUCUGUGCUUUUGAUCUCUGUUUUUUGAGCAAAACUACUAUUCUAGUCACCAACCCCUACCAUUUUGUUUGUGGAUUUUGAUGAUUGGUUCUUGCAAGGAAAAUGUGUGUUUUUAUUUUUUUUUUUUUUGACAACAUUUUGUGCGAGAUAUGUCAAAGUUUAGGUUGUAUUGUAUGGAGUGCAUCCUUCCUACGCAUCCGAGUCGGUGGACCAAUACGUGUAAUGAGUUAUCCUUGUAUCUGAUAUAUGUAGAUCGUUACAAAAAAUGUUGGCCAUCAGUUGUUACAAUUUAUACUGCUUAAGUUGAACAAGUGUCUAUGCUAUCUGGAAAAAAUAAAAGAGUUGGACUAGUGUCUAGGGCCUGUUUGGUAUAGCUUCUAGCAAGCUAAAAGCUGGUGUAGGUGUUAUGAGCUGCUCCUAUAGCUUUUUUUAUUCUUAUUUAAAAAAAUAAUUAUUUUUUUGGAGUA